AUGGUCUUAACAUCAUACCUUCUUCUCCUCUGCUUAGUCCAAAUUAGAGGUGACUAUGAUGAUGAGCCAUUAUCUCUCAAAGAUAUUCAAAUAAAAUUCUCUCUAAUUACGACGAACGGUUCGAAAAUUGACACAACGUCAAAGGGAAUUGUGAGGAUUUAUAAAAAGAAGGGAAAACCUAAGGAACGAGAUAAUGUAUUCAACUGUGCCUUCAAUGGAGAUGAAGGUUAUGAAGAACUGAAGGAAGGUUCUGCACUAGGAUGCGUCGCGGUCCAAGUGCUGCAAUGCGAUACCAUCUCCUAUGGUCUUGGCUUGAUAGAAGAAGAAAACAGAGAUCUUUGCUGGAUGGGAAGCUCAGAACUUGUGUGUGCUGUCAAGGAAUCGAAUCAUAUGUUACAAUCUGUCGUUCCCCUUUUUAAAUCAUUGCAAAAUCACAGAGAAGAAGUUGCAAAGUGCGCUUCAAAGAUGAUCUUAAAUGAGUAUGCAAAAAAGAAGUCAAAGGAGCCUGAUCUAAGUAAGGAAACGUCUACUGAAAUGUCCACGGCAACUACAAAGGGAGGAGAUGGCGACAAUACUAGAGGAAAGAGAAAAAAACAAGGAAGAACAGUAAUGUGGAAUGAGACGUCGAGAACGCUAACGAUUAUUGGUGGAGCUGCAUGUUUACUUCUCUUUCUUCAAAUAAUCGUGCUGGCAAUGGCGAUUAAAUUGAUCAAGAGGCAGGCGUACAGAGGAGUAUAG
Molecule: messenger RNA, 738 nt
Organism: Necator americanus (New World hookworm)
Lineage: Eukaryota; Metazoa; Nematoda; Chromadorea; Rhabditida; Ancylostomatidae
Exons: 7
Coding region: 1-738 (245 amino acids)
Source: RefSeq, a predicted model, not a curated record